Messenger RNA from Mycena citricolor, 714 nucleotides. The record is from the annotation of a GenBank genome assembly. NCBI's taxonomy places the organism in Eukaryota, Fungi, Basidiomycota, Agaricomycetes, Agaricales, Mycenaceae.
CCCUUACAUCUUCAGCCUUCAGCCCUUGACUUAACCAACAAUGAAGUUCUUCGCCGUUGUUUUUACCGCCCUCGCUGCCUUCACCGCGGUCAGCGCAGCCAGCGUCGAUGUCAGCAAAGGAAACAGCCUCGCCGCUGCGCCCCCCACCAAGCCCGCUGCCCUCCAGUGCACCGGUGUUGCCCCGGGACUGCUCGGUGUCAACCAGCACAUGGCUGCGGCCAACCAGAUUCUGGACUCGCUCAAGAAGUCCGCGACUGGGGGGAACAAGGCCCUCGCUGCGAGCGUGAUGGGCGCCGCGGCGCCUACCCCGGCCGAUGUCAUCAGCACUCUGACCGACGCGAUCACCCUCGCGACCAACGCCGCGAUCUCGAUCGUCAACAUCGUCACUGGCCUUACUUUCACCCUCGUCGGGGCCGCCGCUAGCGUGCUCCAGCCUCUCCUGACCUCGGUGAAGGCCUUGCUCACUUUGGCCACCACCCUGGUCGCUACGCUGCCCGGCCUCAUCGUCACGAUCCUCACUUCGCUCGCGGGGCUGUGAGCGGGGGACUAUGCCCCAUCGUAACUGAAUGACGCCUGAAAGAACACUCUUCUUCGCUUCUUCCUGUGGUCGUUUCUUUUUUCUCGAGUGUUGAAUUUGAAAUGAAUGUGUCGAAUGAAAUAAAUGCAAUUUCUGCGAAUGGGGCUGCGUAGCAUAAGAUUAUGCGCCAUAUUUCU